AUGAGCUCGACUUCGUCAAACUUGGGCAAGUCCCUUUCAGCAUCGACUUCCCAUUCGCCUUCGAUCCAGCCUGGUCCCGUCACCGCGAGUUUCGAAUCCAACCGCCGGCCCUCCCAACCCAGUCCUUCAUUCCCACACGCAACCCCCCGGAAGGGUCAGGGCUCUCGGAAGCAACACAAAAUGCAGCGAAGACCGGGACUUGGCGACGCCAGACACGCGAACCCAGACGAUGACGAUGCUAUGGCCGAGAUACGGGCUAUAGGGAAUGCCAACAGUCGACGAGGUCAAACCUCAAUUACACACCUUCUGAACUACAGCCGUCCGCCGACUGCUUACGCGGAUCAUCAUUCUUAUGCUCGGAAUUAUAGACGGAAUCCGACUUGGGGACCUGGCUCGGGACACCAUGCCGUAGACAAGGCGAGAUACGUGCAUGCGAAUUACAGAUUUGUCGUCUCACCGGAAGGCAAUUACGCCAGCCAAGCGGCUGACGCCGAUGUUCAUAUCGAUUGGAACAACGUCCUGCAGAUUUUGGCCUCAUCCGAAUCGCAGGGGGCUAGUUGCCCGAUCUGUCUGUCCGAGCCGGUGGCGCCACGAAUGGCAAAGUGCGGUCACAUUUUCUGCCUUCCAUGUCUGAUUCGGUUUAUGAACUCGACAGAUGAGGACUCGAAGCAUGGAAAAGGUGCAAGGUGGAAGAAAUGUCCGCUCUGCGAAGACAGCGUCUACCUUCACGAGACGCGGCCUGUGCGUUUCUAUGCGGGCCAGGAGAGCCCUCUGCCGCGAGUUGGCGAUGACGUUGUCCUACGUCUCAUGGCCCGGACAGCCAAGUCAACCCUCGCAUUGCCCUGGGAAAAUGGCUCUGACGCGCUCAAUGUGUCGGACGACGUGCCCUGGCACUUUGCAGCCAAUGUUCUGGAUUAUGCCAGGAUCAUGAAGGGAACUGGAGACUACAUGUUGGAGCAAUUCAACGAAGAGAUUGAGGCGCUGCGGAAACAGGGAACCGAGGAUCAACUUCUUUACCACGACGACGAUGAAUGGACCAAGAAGGCGAUCCGGGCCAUUGAUGCGGCGAAGGAGAAGGUCCAAGACCUCGGCAGGAACGACUCCAUGCUGCCAAAUAAGAAGCUGGGCAACCAGAACAAGACCGUUCAACCUGACUUCUACUUCUACUCAUCACAGCCGCAUCUCUACCUAUCAGCUCUCGAUAUUCGUAUUCUCAAGACGAAAUAUGGCGACUUCUCUGCAUUUCCAUCCACGUUGUUGCCUCGCGUCGAGCACAUUUCGACAGGCCAUGUUCUAGACGAGGUGCAGAGAAAGCGGGCCAAGUAUUUGGGUCAUCUUCCGUAUGGUUGCCGAAUCAGUUUCUUGGAAUGCGAUUGGACAGACAUUGUGUCGGCGGAUGUCCUCGAAAAGUUCGCUGAUGAGAUUGGCCGGCGGAGAAAGCGGAAUCGUGACAAGGCCGUACAGGAAGAACGCGAGAGGCUUCAGUCCGAAAGGAUUGAGGCUGCCCAGUUCAAGAGUACCGCGGCUAUGCGACGAGAUUAUGGACCGGUCGAAGAGGAUCACGUUCCUGCGUUGAACUUGGAAGAGUUCCAGCCCCUAUCGAGCCACGCCAACGCUACGCCGCCCGAUCCACGACCGGGAUUCGAGCAUCUUGCAACCAUUUCUACAAGUCCAUCCACGCAGAAAACCGUUUGGGGCACUUCUGUCGUACCUGGGUCCCCAGAGCUUGCCCCGGCUUCAAUGCGUCAACUUGACGACGGGUGGCUCAAGGAUGAAGACUUGUGGGGACCUCAAGAGCUUUCUUUCCAGAUGGAGGCUUUGGGUGUGACUGAGCCCGGUCCCUCUAGCAGUAGUGCCGCAUUUGGGGCCGGUGGCAGCAGCAACAAUGGCGGCGGUGGAUCAGGAGGAGCUGGUAAGGGAAAGAAGAAGAAGCAGAAGAUUACGCUGAUGAGCACCGGCGGGCGUAGGCAAGGAUGA
Molecule: messenger RNA, 1977 nt
Organism: Colletotrichum paranaense
Lineage: Eukaryota; Fungi; Ascomycota; Sordariomycetes; Glomerellales; Glomerellaceae
Exons: 1
Coding region: 1-1977 (658 amino acids)
Biological process (GO): positive regulation of transcription by RNA polymerase II
Molecular function (GO): metal ion binding; transcription cis-regulatory region binding
Source: RefSeq, a predicted model, not a curated record